AUGGCAUCAGAAAACUAUGAAGCCGCCAUCUCUCUCAUCGACGAAGCCCAUGCCCAUGACCCAAAUACUGUCGUUAUCGAUGGCACUGACAUCCCAUACGAACUGCACUACGCACAAAAGAUGACGCGAUAUCUCUCCCUCCGGGCGCCCGAUGCCUCCCCGAUCCUCAAAGUCGCCAUCCGUGCGCAACAUUUCCGCCGCUGGGAGAUUCCCCGCAAUUCAUAUCCCAUGACGAAAGCGGGAUACCUCAAUUGGCGGAGCUUCCUGAAGAAGAGACAGGCGGAUUUGGCCUCUGCGAUAUGUAUAGGGUGUAAUUUCACGGACGAGGAGGCCGAAGAGGUGGCUAAAUUAAUACGGAAGGAAAAUCUGCAGAAUAACGAGGAAACGCAGAUUCUAGAGGAUGUGGCAUGCCUGGUGUUUUUAGAUGAUCAGUUUGAGAAAUUUGAGAAGGAACAUGACGAGGAGAAAAUUAUAAGCAUUUUGAGGAAGACGUGGGGCAAGAUGAGUGAAAAGGGACAUAAAUUGGCGCUGAGCAUCCCCAUGUCGGAGAGGAGCAAGGAAUUGAUAGGGAAGGCGUUGGCAGGAUGA
This is a messenger RNA of Venustampulla echinocandica, 588 nucleotides long. RefSeq lists its product as uncharacterized. The coding region runs from base 1 to 588 and encodes 195 amino acids. The record is from RefSeq and is a predicted model, not a curated record. Lineage: Eukaryota; Fungi; Ascomycota; Leotiomycetes; Helotiales; Pleuroascaceae. The transcript has a single exon.